Messenger RNA from Alternaria viburni, 684 nucleotides. RefSeq lists its product as uncharacterized. Lineage: Eukaryota; Fungi; Ascomycota; Dothideomycetes; Pleosporales; Pleosporaceae. The transcript has 2 exons. The record is from RefSeq and is a predicted model, not a curated record. Bases 1 to 684 code for a protein of 227 amino acids.
AUGAUGCCGUAUUUUUGGAGGCACGUUGGAUUGGGUAGAUCACAACAUACCCCACCCACGGAUGUCGAGCAGGGUAACCCUCCGCAGGCUCCGCAAGCUCCGCUCGAUCAAUUCCCCAAAGGCUUUCCAUCGUUGACAGCUUUCAUCUCCAGCAACGCCAAAUCUGAAAGCUUCAUCUUCAAAAGAUUUGACUAUCUUGCAGCAAGGAAUCUACUCUAUCUUCAGAGCGAACUGGCCUUUCUCCAACAUCGAUUGCAGCAAUUCGAUAAAGCAGACUACAAAGCAAAAGGCGACAGCGGUCAAGAGGCUAGGGAUUGCGCGCGUUCCUGGGAGGAGUUCGAACGCAAGAAGAACAGCAACGACGCACAGCGUGAACGCUGGGAAUUGGUUCACAGGAUCCGAGAAACGUUGCGGGAAUAUCAGAAGACACUACUCAGACAAAGCCAAACUGCCGCGCUAGAGACACCUUCGCAUAAAGUGCUCGAGGCUUUCAACAGGGAGUUCUACGACAACAACUCUGCCAUAGUUGGCCGCGGCAAACACAUUUACGAAGACAAAGGGUCAAACAUCCAAGACCUCGCACAGUUGCACUCUACAGAGAGGAAGGAUCGUGUGAGCACUUUCCUUUUGAAAUACAUGUUCAACUGGCUACAGGUACGUGAACUGCUGCGUGUCCUGCUUUAG